AUGAAGCUGACAUCUACUUUGGGAAGAGGCAACUUUGGUACUGGAUAUUUUAGUUUCUAUUUUGAUAAUGACAAUGUUUUGAGGUUGAUUUAUGAUGGUCCUGACAUAUCAAGUGUGUAUUGGCCUGGGCCUGGUUUGAGUGUAUAUCAGAAUGGUAGAACAGACUACAAUAGUAGUAGAAUUGCUGUUUUUGAUGAAAUGGGCAAUUUUGUAUCCAGUGAUGGCUUGAUAUUCAGUGCUUCUGACAUGGGUGCAAGGGUGAAACGGAGGUUGACAACGGAUUAUGAUGGAAACCUGAGACUUUAUAGUCUAAACUCGACAGGAUCAUGGGUGAUCACCUGGGAAGCUCUGGCACAGCAGUGCAGGGUGCAUGGGAUCUGUGGGAGAAAUGGGAUUUGUGUUUAUACACCAGAGCUUAAGUGCUCAUGCCUUCCUGGCUAUGAGGCAGUGGAUACAAGUAACUGGAACAAGGGUUGCAAGCCUAAGUUCAAGCCUACAUGCUCUCAGUCCCAGAGAGUGAAAUUCAAGCAGAUUCAGUAUGUAGAUUUCUAUGGAUUUGAUCUCAAUUACAGUGAAUCCACUUCCAUUCAGAAUUGCACAAAACUCUGUGUCGAGGAUUGCCGUUGUGAAGCAUUUGUCUAUAGGGGACAGAAGUGUUACACAAAAGGUGCUCUCUUCAGUGGGCUCAGGUCUCCAACUAUCGAGGGCAGUCUGUACUUAAGGCUGCCUGAGCCUCUGAGUAUGGAAACCUCACCAGCGGCCAAUCUCACUGUAUUUAAUUCAUGCAGGACUAAUGCUGUUAAAAUAGGUACUUCUUCAAUGUAUGACAAUCCCAGUAAAACGGUGAGAUGGGUAUAUCUGUAUUCUUUUGCUGCUGCAAUCGGUGCUGUUGAAUUUCUCUUCAUAUUAUCAGGUUGGUGGUUACUUUUCAGAAGAUCACAAGGUAUGUCAGCUCCCUUGGUAGAUAAAUAUCGCUUGAUUUCAAGUAACUUUAGAAUGUAUCUCUAUUCUGAGCUGAAGAAAGCAACCAGAAACUUCAAGGAAGAACUGGGAAGAGGGGGUUCUGGGACUGUAUAUAAGGGUGUUCUGGCCGAUGAAAGAGUGGUAGCAGUCAAGGCAUUGGCGGAUAUUUAUCAAGCGGAAGAAGUAUUUUGGGCAGAAGUCAGCACAAUUGAAAAAAUCAAUCACAUGAACCUAGUGAGAACAUGGGGAUUCUGUUCUGAAGGUAAACACAGACUUCUAAUCUCUGAAUAUGUUGAAAAUGGAUCCUUGGAUAAGCACUUGUUUCCCCCAAAUUUUCUUGGAUGGAAAGAGAGGUUCAAAGUUGCAAUAGGGAUAGCUAAAGGUUUAGCCUAUCUUCACCAUGAGUGUCUAGAAUGGGUUAUCCAUUGUGAUGUGAAGCCUGAAAAUAUACUCCUAGACAGUAAUUUUGAACCAAAGAUUGCAGAUUUCGGGCUGGCAAAGUUAUUCCAGAGAGGUGGCCUCAAUACAGUGUCCUCUCACAUUCGAGGAACAAAAGGGUAUAUGGCCCCGGAGUGGGCUCUGAACCUUUCAAUCACUGCAAAAGUGGAUGUUUACAGUUAUGGUGUAGUGCUUCUAGAGAUAGUGAAGGGCAUUCGACUUUCAAAUCGGGUGGUGGAGAAUGCUGAGGAGGAAGAAGCAGAGAUGAAGAGGUUUGUCAGGAUAGCCAGAAGGAAAAUUCAAUGUGGGGAAGAUGAAUGGAUAGAGGAUAUGUUGGAUCCAAGAUUGGAAGGGCAGUUCGGCAGGAACCAAGCGACAAAGAUGGUUGAGGUUGGUAUUUCCUGUGUAGAGGAAGAUAGGAACAAAAGACCAACAAUGGAUUCAGUAGUGCAAAUGUUGCUAGAAUGUGAAGAGGAAUCCAACAUUCAGUAG
Messenger RNA from Prunus armeniaca (apricot), 1893 nucleotides. Lineage: Eukaryota; Viridiplantae; Streptophyta; Magnoliopsida; Rosales; Rosaceae. The record is from the annotation of a GenBank genome assembly.